This is a messenger RNA of Odobenus rosmarus divergens (Pacific walrus), 1517 nucleotides long. It is a transcript of the gene ZBTB8A, whose product is annotated as zinc finger and BTB domain containing 8A. The transcript has 3 exons. Gene Ontology annotation, molecular function: RNA polymerase II cis-regulatory region sequence-specific DNA binding; protein binding; DNA-binding transcription factor activity, RNA polymerase II-specific. Bases 1 to 1290 code for a protein of 429 amino acids. The record is from RefSeq and is a predicted model, not a curated record. Gene Ontology annotation, biological process: regulation of transcription by RNA polymerase II. Lineage: Eukaryota; Metazoa; Chordata; Mammalia; Carnivora; Odobenidae.
AUGGAGAUCUCCACUCAUCAGUCCCACCUCCUGCAGCAACUGAAUGAGCAGCGCAGGCAAGAUGUCUUUUGUGAUUGCAGCAUUCUGGUUGAAGGGAAGGUCUUCAAAGCACAUCGAAAUGUAUUAUUUGCUAGCAGCGGCUACUUCAAAAUGCUCCUUUCUCAGAAUUCAAAGGAGACAAGUCAGCCAACCACAGCUACAUUUCAGGCCUUCUCCCCUGACACUUUUACGGUUAUCCUGGACUUCGUCUAUUCCGGCAAACUCUCUCUCACUGGUCAGAACGUCAUAGAAGUGAUGUCAGCCGCUAGCUUCCUUCAGAUGACUGAUGUCAUUAGUGUAUGUAAGACCUUUAUUAAAUCUUCGCUAGACAUUAGUGAGAAAGAAAAAGAUCGCUAUUUCAGUCUCUCUGAUAAAGACGCCAAUUCUAACGGUAUAGAACGUUCCUCCUUUUAUAGCAGUGGCUGGCAAGAAGAAAGCAGUUCUCCUCAUUCUCACCUAAGCUCAGAUCAAGGAACAGGUGUAAUAAGUGGAAAAUCUUGGAGUAAGUAUAAUUACCAUCCAGCCUCCCAAAGGAAUACUCAACAGCCUUUGACCAAGCAUGAACAAAGGAAAGAUUCCAUUAAAAAGUCCAAACAUUUGAGGUUGUCACAGCCUUCUGAAGUUGCUCCUUAUAAGUCAAGCAAACGAGAAGCACGAACAUCAGAUUCUUCCAGCCACAUUUCCCAAUCUGAAGAACAAGCACAAAUUGAUGCUGACAUGGACUCUACUCCUGUUAGCUAUCCGUAUGAUGAUCUGCCCCGGAUGCGGUUCAAGUGCCCAUACUGCACACACGUGGUGAAGCGGAAGGCGGACCUGAAGCGUCACCUUCGCUGCCACACAGGAGAAAGACCCUAUCCCUGUCAAGCCUGUGGGAAGAGAUUUAGCAGGCUGGACCACCUCAGUAGCCACUUCCGAACAAUUCACCAGGCAUGCAAACUAAUCUGCAGAAAAUGCAAACGCCACGUGACUGAUCUAACAGGGCAAGUGGUCCAGGAAGGAACCAGGCGCUACAGACUCUGUAAUGAGUGCCUCGCUGAAGUGGGCAUAGACAGCCUCCCCAUUGAUUUGGAAGCUGAACAGCAUCUUAUGUCCCCAUCAGAUGGAGAUAAGGAUUCCAGAUGGCACUUGAGUGAAGAUGAGAAUAGGUCAUACGUGGAGAUUGUAGAGGAUGGAUCUGCUGAUCUGGUCAUACAACAGGUCGAUGAUAGUGAAGAGGAAGAAGAGAAGGAGAUAAAGCCCAACAUUAGGUAGCUAACGUGGGAACCAACAGAGCUGGCAUGUCUGCAACUUACGCUGACUUCCUGUAUCUCUCUCUUUCCAUGGUCAGAGUCUGGCUCACAAAGGUAUCUAUCAGACUGACUUAAAAGUGAUGACCUAAUAUAACUUGCAUGCUUUCCGAACAGGUCAUGGUAUCCAUUCUGAACUUUGUUGCCCUAAAAUACGUUGCUGCACUGGAAAGAAAGACCUAGCUUGAGUUG